AUGACUGAGCAAAACGUUGGUGCCGUCGUUGCCCUGUCGCCCCCUGCUGAGGGCGACAACAUCUGGGAGGCCAAGCAGGUUGAACUUGUCCGCAACCUGCCCCCCAGCAAUGGCGAGGGACGCAAAGCGAUCGACUGGAGCUUCGGUCCGGUCAAGAUUACCGGCUACAUUGAUACUAACACGUUUGAAGUCGGUCUUACUAUCUCCAUCGUCGGCAUCAACGUCGGCAACAUCUUUGGCAACCUCAAGGACGGCGUCGGUCUCAAGAUCAACCUCCUGGCGGCCACGGGCGAGAUUCGAUUCUACCUCAAGAACGGCAAUGAGGUUUGGGUCCAUCUCGACGUUAAGAUUGUGUUUGAUGGCCACUACGAGGGCGAUUACAAGAUCAUUACCAUUUGA
This is a messenger RNA of Colletotrichum destructivum, 399 nucleotides long. RefSeq lists its product as uncharacterized. NCBI's taxonomy places the organism in Eukaryota, Fungi, Ascomycota, Sordariomycetes, Glomerellales, Glomerellaceae. The coding region runs from base 1 to 399 and encodes 132 amino acids. The record is from RefSeq and is a predicted model, not a curated record. The transcript has 3 exons.